This is a messenger RNA of Penicillium daleae, 1134 nucleotides long. RefSeq names its product aromatic ring-hydroxylating oxygenase subunit alpha. The transcript is spliced from 2 exons. Gene Ontology annotation, molecular function: iron ion binding; 2 iron, 2 sulfur cluster binding. NCBI's taxonomy places the organism in Eukaryota, Fungi, Ascomycota, Eurotiomycetes, Eurotiales, Aspergillaceae. The record is from RefSeq and is a predicted model, not a curated record. The coding region runs from base 1 to 1134 and encodes 377 amino acids.
AUGUCUUUCUUGAGGAAUUGGUUCGGUACCACCACCACGGCCCCUGAAGUUCAGAAGGACCAGAAGACGCCUGUUCGCGCCCUGCCAGCAUCAUGGUAUACUUCCCAGGACAUGUACGAGCUUGAGCGACGAUCAAUCUUCUCUCGCAAAUGGCUCCUCACCACACACAAGCACCGCGUCCCCAAUGCCGGCGACUGGGUCCAGUACGACGCGGCUGGCUACAAGUUCAUCGUCUCCCAGGAUGAGCAGGGAAACAUCAAGGCCUACCUGCAUGACAAUGACCUCUCUCCCGUCCAUGUGCAUAUUGAUCGUAAUGGCUUCAUCUGGGUCAACCUCGAUUCCAAGGAGACACCCGAGGUUGCCUGGAAGGACGACUUUGACGGUGUCGACGAGCAGCCUCGCUUCGACUACUACAAUUUCGACGACUACCACUUUGACCACACCUGGGACAUGGAGGGUGACUUCAACUGGAAGAUUCUGGCCGACAACUACAACGAGUGCUACCAUUGCCAAGUUGCGCACCCCGAUAUUCCGACCAUCGCCGACCUGAGCUCAUACUACGUCAAGACCAAGGACGGUCACAUCCAGCACUACGGUGCUCAGCGCCAGGAACAGAUCGACAAGGGCUUCCGGAUAGCUACUACCUACUUCUGGCCCAACGCUUCCUGCAACGUCUCUCCAAACUUCUUCUUCAUGCAGCGCUUCACUCCCGUGAUCCCAACUAAGUCUGUUAUGCGCUACGAGGUCUACCGCCACAACGAUGCCACCGAUGAAGACUUCAACCUCAUCAGUGACAUGUACAAGCGCAUCAUGUCCGAAGACAAGUACCUCUGCAUCCACACACAGAAGAACCUGAACGCCGGUGUCUUCGUCAACGGUCUCCUCCACCCAGAGAUGGAGAUGGGCCCGCUGCACUUCCAGAGCACUGUGCGCGAAGUUGUCAUCGAGCACUUCAACAAGGAGCAGGCUGCCGGCCACGAAAUCUGGCCUGCCAAGCAAGAAGUUUCCAGUGUCGACGCUCCAGCUGUUGCCGAGGCUGAUAUCGCGAUCCGUACGGGAAUGGACACCUAUGCGGAUGCGGAUAAUCUGCAGGAGUCCUUGACUGGUAACCUUGCGCCGGCUAUUGCUGUUUAG